Mycena citricolor is the source of this 3227-nucleotide messenger RNA. The record is from the annotation of a GenBank genome assembly. Lineage: Eukaryota; Fungi; Basidiomycota; Agaricomycetes; Agaricales; Mycenaceae.
GCCCUCGACAACCUCCAAAUUGUCUUCAGAACAUCGUGAUCGCGUUGAGCCACACAUCGCACGUGACCGCCAAUCCAGACGUUACUUUCAGUCUCAACCGAAUCAUCCAUACCCAUACCUCUGUCGAGCUUGCUCAUCUCGUUGCUGCAGUCCGAUGGCCGAUAAAGUUGACACCCCUUCAACGACCGACGUGAGCCUGAAGGAUGCAGGCGGCGCUGGGCCGAAGGCCAUCAUCAAGAACGUCGACAUGAGCGACGAAAUGCAGCAGGAGAGCGUCGACAUCGCGUCCGCCGCGCUCGAAAAGUACAACAUCGAGAAAGACAUCGCCGCCCAAAUCAAGAAGGAGUUCGACAGACGGCACGGACCGACCUGGCACGUCGUAGUCGGGAAAAACUUUGGGAGCUAUGUCACCCACGAAACGAAGCACUUCAUCUACUUCUACGUCGGUUCCCUCGCCAUCUUGAUCUGGAAAUCAUGAAUCCCCAACUCUCGCGUAUAUGGCAUCCUCCUCCAGCGAUGUCGCCACUGUAAUCCACAAUGUACUCCUUGUGCCCGAUCGACAACUACAUACAUACGUUCUUGCUCGCAUGUUCAUUCCCUCGAUGCAGCCACGCGUCGCAGAAGCCUACGUUAUUGCAUCAUGCACGAUUGCCCCCGGAAGCGCGUGCGAUUUAAAGUUGAUGAUCCAAUUCGACGGUUUUGUACCCCCCGAUCACAUGAGCAGCUAGAUCUGCUCUCUUGUCCUGACCCACCAGUGAAUCACACACGCGCUGACUUCAUGAGCUCUGAUACGAAACCUAAGUCUCGAUUGACUGGGUUCUCUUUCGAGCGUAUCUUGCUCGAAGAGCCUGAGAAAUGCCGCUUGACUUUAUUGGGAUCAUUCCCUGGCUCGUUUUCUGGCAGUGACGAUCCCUCGCCCGACAGAUUGCCCGCGAUUAUUCGACUAGAGAAAACGGCUUUCCCUCUGCACGCUGUGAACAAUCUCUUCCCCGAUGCUUCGAACCCGAAAGCCAGCACGUUCUUGGAUGAUCUACGGUGCAUGGAACAUACUGACAUUUACAUGUGGCUGGCUGGUUGGUUCGGUACGGCAUCGAUGGAGAAUCGGCCGCAAGGGGAUGUGAAGGUCAACAUCGUCUGCCCUGCUACCGAAGUGCACAUCCGAAAGUACUCGAAGCAACGUUCGAUUCUCGUCACAGAGACACCCGAUCUCUAUCGCCAGAUCGUGCUACCCUUCAUCCAGGCCUUCCCUGCUGAGAGAACUAGAUGGGUGGAUGAAAUCCUGGAAGGUCGCAAAGAACAAUCCAAGAUCCUAUUUACGUCCCCCGAGUUCAUUCUCCUCCCGGACAUGAAGUGGGAUCUGCACACCUUGGGGAGCCUGUAUCUCCUUGCGAUCAUCCGCGACGCGUCGAUCCGCAGCAUCCGGGACCUGCGGGUCCAGCACAUACCUCUUCUGCGCAGCAUCCGGAAAGAGGUAUAUCUGACGGUCAAAGAGAAGUGGGGUCUCGACGCCGGCAGCCUGCGAAUGUACAUCCACUACCAGCCCAGCUACUAUCAUUUCCAUGUGCACAUCGUUCAUGCAGAGUACGAAGCUGGGAUGGGCAUGUCUGUAGGCCAGGCACAUCUCUUGGAUGAUGUUUUGUCUAUGCUCGAUCUGGACGAACAGGACCCGUCUCCGCGUGGAGGGAUCUUCGAAAGGAUGACUUUGACCUACGGCCUGGGAGAACAGCACGGCCUCUUUCUCGCCAUGUCUUCCGCGCAAGAUUGAAUGCUAUUGGUAUAGAUGAUAGUAAUGUACGAAUACAAAGUACGUUGUGGAUAGAUAGUAUGUGCUACAUGUUGUUGCUCUAGUGAUACAAUGUUGUACAGUUUGAUGCAAUAAAAUCGGUCAGCGACUAGUUCCAACAACCUCGAUAACAGCUCUCCCCACGCGCAGACCAUUCUCCACACUAAACACUCCGACAUCAUACUCGCCCAUGUCUCUGGCUCCCGGCGCGCCAUAGAACUCAACGGAGCCGGUCGCCGAAGCUCUCGUCAGAUUUACGUGCAGGAAUCGGGGCAGAGGCUGUCCAGAAACAAGUUUGGCUUCCAGCCUCGCUGUUCCGUUGGCGUUGUUCUGGAUGGUGACCCGGAACUUGAACUUCUCGCCUGCCCGGACCAAGUUGCGGAUCACAGGAUUAGGGCUGUGUCCGUGAUGAGACGACUCCAGGGACGAGAAUGACGACCGAACGUUUGUCGAGAUAGAUGGGGUGGAAGGAUCCGCCGCAACCUGCAGAUCAUCGCCACCGAGGGUCCGAACGUAAUGAAACCCUUCGCUCAGUUCGUCGGGAGUCUGACUCUGGCGAAAUCAAUCAGCCGCGCCAAUCGUAUCUGAACGUGUGGAACAUACUUUGCGUACGGCGGAACUUCCCGAAAGCCCACCGGCCGUCAGCGAAGGCACGCGAGGGACUGGUACCCGCGUUGCACUCGUGAAAGGAACAAGUCGCGGCCGAUCGUGGUGCGAGGUCCCGCUGUGAAGACUCGUCGCCUUGGAAGCGACAUGAACGAUUCCUUCCUCCUCUGAAUCCAGUGAACUCGUCGAGUCCUUGCGCACAAGACCAUCUCCCACGUGCGCAGCAGCCGGAGCUCUCGGUGGCGCGAAAUCAGCUCUUCGACGCGGGAUCGAAUGCUCUCCAGUGGACGUUGAGGGCGAAUUGGUCAUCACCGUGCUUCCUGGAUAGCUCACCAUCCCAUUCGAGUCGUGGAAAGGAUCGGAGGCGUAGGAAUUGGCACCAUACGGAAUGUGAACCGACUCAGGAACCACUAGCCGAGGCUUACUGAUCGCUGGCCGACUGGCCUUGCCUCGGCUGCCAUACUUUUCGCUCACAUUUCUGACGGUCUGCCGAAUUCGGUCCAAGAACUCGGCUUUGCGCAUGAAUCCAGGACUCUGAGGGCUCGAGAGAGGUUCUGAUCCACUGCGUUCGGAAACGCGCCGGAGCCCAAGGCCCACCGGACCGUAUUUUGGCGCAGGUCGGACUGGAGUCACAAGCUGCGCGCCAGAUCCAAAGGGAUUGAGGUCCAUGGCACCGCGCGGAACAUCCGGAAGGCCCUUCUCCGGAUCUGCCACCCCGUACCAUCUUUUCUCGUUGGCUGUCCAGCCCUGUUCAUUCGAUAGAGCCGUAUCGUCGACGCGAGCCAAUCUGUUGAAGGCCGAGAGAACAGCGCCUAGUAGACAGAUGCCUCCAAUCACU